CUAAUAAGUUCAAAGGGAGCGAGUUGGAAAGAUUAGUCCAGCACUGACAUCAAUCGCCACUGAACAAGCUUAGAAGAUCCAGCAGAGGCCAAAACCUAAAGCAAGAUAAAUACAAUGGAUCAAUCUCUUGGGAUGGGAAAGCCUCACAGCCAGUAUGUAGUCAGCGAUGUAUUAGGAAUAGAGACCUUGAACAAUUCCUCAAAGUGUAAGUUCAGUAUGUUAUAUUUGUAGUUUUGUUGGAAAUGCUUCUCUUCGGGAAAAAAAAUUACUUGGCAUGCAUUGCAACGAAGCAUGUCAAAUUAAAGAGACUGACUUACUCUAACAGUGCUACUAAAUUACCUGCCUCAAUAGAUCCUUCACUGGUUUACAGAAGUUAUCAACCUCACUCGUCAGAUCUUCCCCCUCCUCCUGAAAACGAAGGAGGAGACGGAGAAAGUCCUGCAACAGUGCGGAGAAAACAGCGCCGGAACCGUACUACAUUUACAAAACAGCAGCUCCAGGAGCUGGAGAAAGUCUUUGAGAAAAAGCACUACCCUGAUAUCGCUCUCCGAGAAGACCUCGCUGCCAAAAUCAACAUUAGUGAGGCUCGAAUCCAGGUAACUAAUAAUCAUUAAACGCAUCAUCUCUAGCGUUUUAAAGCUGGGCAGUUUAUGGAAAGUGCAGGAACGAGCAAUGAAGGUAGUCUGCCGAAAUCGUGAUGUUGUAAAAAAUAAUUUAAAAAUUGAUCGGGUGUGGUCGUUAGCGAUAGCCUUGUGUAAUAGUGGGAUCGUAAUUGUAUUAAAACACCAAGCAAUAUUAUAUUACUAGUGAAAAUUGUGUGAUCGUCGAUAUACCUUCAAGCUCAGUGAAUUCGCCGUAAUUGAAUUUCCUUUUUUCCACCUUUAAAAGUGGGGGGAUAUUGCCAAUAAUGACACAGUACGAAUAGAUGCUACUUUUCUGAGGUUUCUACGAAGUGAAGGUUUGAUAAAAAGGAAAAAAACAACAUGUCAUUCACACUGCUACGAUUAACGGAGAACAAAAUUUUCAUAACCUUUCUGCUGAUUUCGCGUGUUUAGUUCAAAGAAAUUUAUCCGUAAAUUAUGAAAGAAUAUAAACGGAAGAUCAACAUUCUUAAAAUCACAAAUAACGCCGAUACAAAACAGUCCUUAUUUCAAAUACCGGAAGUUUUUACUGUCAACAUUUGUUAACCUAGAAGUAACAUUUUUUUUCCUUAAAAGCUCUUUUUCACAGAAUCGUUCCGUACGUAUCAGGGCUUUUCCGUGAUAAAAGUAAAAAUUGUAAACACCUGAUCGUCCGGGACGAAAUGCCAUGCGGCAGAGCGAUUGUAACGGAAAAGAUUGAACCUAUCGCUUUACUUUCUAGGGACUGAUGGCAGAGAAUAACAUUCACAUCCGUAACAUAACAUACAUGCUGUAAGAUAUUCAGGUACACAAAUAACAAAAAAUACACGUUCAAAAAUUUAAAACAUACAUCUUUGAGCAUUCUUCUCUACCCAAAGUGAUUUUUUCUCGUCAAACCUAAUAUUUGCCAUCUAAAAGCCUUGACACGAGGAGAAAGACUAAUCUGGGGAACGCGUGCGUUCCAUUAAUUACAAACUGGGAAGCGAUUUGGCGUUUUCAAAUGAAUGAUGUUUGUAUUUUUCCCUUUCAAGGUUUGGUUCCAAAACAGACGAGCAAAAUGGCGAAAAAGACAAAAUCCAAAUCAGAGCUUAGCGAAGAAAAUGAGAUAUCCAAGCGACAAGCUUGGCCCACACCUGCCUAUCGCUCCUCGACCAGGCAUUCCUUGUGCACCUCCUAACUAUUUCCUCGGUCUACCUGGUGCUGUUCCUGUAAGCGCUCAUCAUCACACCUAUCCAGGAAUACUGACUUCACUUAACGCUACAAAUUCUAGUUAUAUGUCCUCCUCACAGAUACCAAUGCACAACGGCGCGAUCUGGCCAUGUCAAAGUGCUGCCUUUUCAAGUCAUGCUGAGCAACCCAAGAUGGCGCUUGAGGCCCUUAGAAUGAAAGCCAAGUCGCACGCGUCGUCCAUGUCUGCGUUCGAGUUCGUGCCUUCUUAUCAUUAAACCGACUUUGAGGAUGGCAAGUAGGUAGGAGGGAAAAGAGACGUGAAAAAAAAGAGAGAGAACCGUGCAGACUGUCAACGCUAAGGAUCCUAUUGUUUAAAGACCUCUUUAUACAUAUUAGAAUGCGUUACCGAAGUGGUAAUAAAGAUGAUAGGAUUUUGUUCCUGAGGUCAAGAAAGAGAACAGAAAGAAGAAAAAUCCUCAGUCGUACUUUGGUCAGAGUGCUUUGUUCGUUUUAAGCUAUUUGUGCGCUCUCUCCAGAUAAAGCGAAGUCUAAAAGUACAGACACGAAUAUAGAAAAGCAGAGAAUAAAUUGCUGCAGUUUUCAGUAGUUCCAUUAGGCUUUUAUAUUACAUAAAUGUUAGUGAUAUUAAUUUGGAAUAUGUACUAAGAACAUUUAAGUCUAGUCCUUUAUGAAAGCUUGCGUUCUUUUUAACGUGAACGUUAAUGUUUAUUUAUGCAAUUAGCAAGUUUUCUUUUGAGGGACCGUAAUGGUAGGAUCGUUAAUGAACGUGUGAAUACUCAAUAGCCUUUUUGGUUUUUGCCUUGCCUUCUGUGGCCUGAGGUGCAAACAUAUCUAAAGCGCAUUCCCAAGUCGUAAUUUCAAUAAUGGUACACAUUACAAAGACUUUCAAUCAACAUUAACACGGUUGCACAAAUCAAUACGAAGAGUAUUACUGAUUUGUAGGUUAGUGUAUUAACGAGAAUCUAUAUAAACUGGGAUAUAAACUUGCAGGUUAACCGGAUUUUAGUAGAGAAAAGGUAUAAGCCAUGUAGUAAAGCAAAAUUUGGUCUGCAUAGUCCAG
Porites evermanni is the source of this 2871-nucleotide messenger RNA. NCBI's taxonomy places the organism in Eukaryota, Metazoa, Cnidaria, Anthozoa, Scleractinia, Poritidae. The record is from the annotation of a GenBank genome assembly.